Molecule: messenger RNA, 3252 nt
Organism: Carcharodon carcharias (great white shark)
Lineage: Eukaryota; Metazoa; Chordata; Chondrichthyes; Lamniformes; Lamnidae
Gene: tmem67
Product: transmembrane protein 67
Exons: 29
Coding region: 1-3252 (1083 amino acids)
Biological process (GO): cilium assembly
Cellular component (GO): ciliary transition zone; MKS complex
Source: RefSeq, a predicted model, not a curated record
AUGGCGACCGGGAAGCUGCAGUUCUUCUGGAGCCCGCUGGCGCUGCUGACGCUGGCGCUGGCGCUGGGCCAGACUAUCGACCAGUCCUUGCCUUUCGAAACCGUGCAGAACUGCACAAAGAAACAGUAUUUCGAUAUUUCCCGAAUGAUAUGCACGCCCUGUGGGGCCAACCAGCAGACAAGCAGGGAUGGUACAUCAUGUUUGUGUCUGCCUGGUUACAAAUUAAUUUCUAACACUGGUGGUCCUUCCAUUAAAUGUAAAAAAUGUCCUGCUAUAUAUUCAGUGGUCACCCAAGAUGGAUGGAGCUGUAUUAGAUGUCCUCCUGGUGCCAAUAUAGAUAAUCAGGGAAAAUGUCAGUGUCCAACGGGUUACAUUCUGGUGGAAAGACAAAUUAAUGGAGCACCAUUAACUGAAGCACGAUGUGAGCCUUGCAAUACUUCUAACCCGAUUUUCUCAACGCCAGACCCUUCUGCAAAACAGUACGUAAUCAUUAUCAACAUUUUAUUUUUGCAUAUAAAUAAUGCAAAUCUUUAUCUGAAAUAUAAGUUUAAUAUGUUUUAUUAUAAAUAUUAUGGCUUGAAAAUUAACGGAUAUGUCAUGACUGUGAAAGAAUAUAUUGGAAGUAAAUGGCCAACUGUUGAUGUUACUGAAAAGGUGGUUGACUGCAUCAGAUGUCAUGAAACAUUCAUCAAAACCACAAAAUCUUGUGACUGCCAGUCGAAUAUUUUGACAGGAGGUUUAUGCUUUUUUGCUUAUCCAAAGACCUUGACCAUCUCAGUUGUUACAAACAUUAUCUAUGCAAAAGUGGAUGUAAAAGAUCCCAUGCACAACUUUGAUGAAGAGAAGAGUAGUUAUCCUCAGUGUUCUGGCCAAUAUUUUGCAAUCAACGUGACUAAAACAGAUUAUCUGAAUUUAAAGGUGUCGUCUGCUUGGUUUGCCAGCCAUUUGAAAGCAUCAGCUAUUGCAUGUUGGAGAUUUGCAAAUCUUACUGCCUGCCAGGCUCUAGGGAACAUGUGUGUCAUGACCAUGAAUUCAAUGAACUUCGCAGGACAACCUAAUGAUGCUUGUGGACUUUAUCGAACCAUAUUUAAAAAGACUAUAAACCUUGGAAUUACCCAUUCAAUAUCCUCUUGGCGAAAGACUCUGCCCUGGUUGUACUAUGAUAGCCAUAUUGAUGGUUUACCAUCAAGAACUCUUCGUCGAGAGCCAUUUCCAACAGUAUUUCAUUUUAAGUCAUUUCAACGUAUGAAACUACAGUUUGUUAUUGCCAAAUAUGAUGCACGAGGUUAUUUUCUUAAUUGGGAGAAAGUAACUGGAGGUACUCUACAGUUGUGCCCAGAUACCAUGACUAAGCUGAAUGCUGCUUAUAUUUUUGGAAUCACAUAUCAGCAACAAUGUACACUUUCUGUUUCCAAACUUUUAGCUAAGUAUGGUGACAUUCAGUUUUAUGACGUGUAUAUGCUUUACAAGGGGAAAAAUGGCGAGGAUCAACUGCAUCCAAUUGCAGUUCGUAACUUAAACCUUCAACUUAAUGGAAAGUUUGUAAAUCAAGAUAAUACAAUAAAUAAUUGGUAUUUAACUAGACGUAUUUUCUUAGUGGAUACUUUAACUGGACGUGAAAUGAAUCUGAAUAACCAGCCAAAAGUGAUUAGAGUUGCUAGCGACAUAAAAAUCAGGGUCACCCUUGAGCCUAAUUCCCUACAAGGAAAGAUCCUCCCUCCUACUCUGAUUGUCUCCUACACGAAUAUUAGGAUCCAAAAUCCAGAUCAACAAUCUAUUCUAGUAUCGUUUUCAGUUGAAUAUGAAAUGGACUUGUCUACAGCUUAUCAGAACGCAGAAAUUGCACUGGGUUUCCUCUGUGGCUUAUCAGCGAUAUAUUCCAUGUUGAAGACAGCCAGUUGGAAAAGACGAAUUGGGUCUCAAAUGACUGACAUUUCAACAAUCUUGAAGUUCUUGCUGUUUUAUGCUGGAGACUUGGCAAAUGCCUUCUUUGUUGUGACAUUUGGAACAGGUUUUUACUGGCUUACGUUCUUCAAGGGUCAGCGAAUUGUUUCUGUUCUUCUGCCCACACCCAGCCAAGAGAUGUUUUUUACUUUGUGUGUGGUUAGUGCAUUUGCUCUGAAGCUUCUUCAGCUUUUACAUAAACUGGGAACCCAGUUAACUGUGGACAUCUUUUUUAUUGACUGGGAAAGACCCAAGGGCAAAAUUGUCAAGUCAAUUGUAGGUGGAGGUGAUAUAAAGACAUCCCCAGCUCCUGUGAGCAUCUGGAGGACAUACUUUGUAGCAAAUGAAUGGAAUAAAAUCCAGACUAUCAGAAAAAUUAAUCCUAUUUUUCAAAUUAUUGUUGUUCUUUUCUUUUUGGAAGUUGUUGGUUUUGCAAAUCUGACUUCACGUACUCCUUAUUCUAACUUAAAAAGAACUGCUGAGAGUGAUGUUGUCCCAUCAAGCCGUAUUCUAAGAUUCAGCGUGGCUAGUAGUAUUUGGCUGAUGGUUGGUAUUAUCCAGGUUGUUUUCUGCACAAGUAUUUAUGAACGAUUUGUGGAAGACAGAAUAAGUCAGUUUAUUGAUGUUUGUUCAAUAAGUAAUAUUUCGGUUAUGAUUUUCUCACACAGAUGUUUUGGAUACUACAUCCAUGGGAGGUCUGUACAUGGUCAUGCAGACACCAACAUGGAAGAAAUGAACCUUAAUCUAAAGAGAGAGGCGGAAAACCUGUGUGGUCAAAGAGGCUUGAUUCCCAACACUGAAACUGAGACAUUUCAGGUAUGCAUCACAAACAAGAUCAGAGAGCAAUAUGACAAGAUUCGAAAGCCAAUACAUUGGUCAAGUGAAUCUGACCGGCUCUUGAAUCCUUCCGAUGGCUCCUUUGAACGUAGAAUAAAGGCUUAUAAUACCACGAAUAAAUUUCUUGGCUCAUUCAUUGAUCAUGCAAUUCGUGACAUGGAUUACAUUGUACAGGAUAAACUAUUAUUGGAACGAUUAUUUGGAAUGGAGCUGCACGAGCCUAUAGACAAGUCCAUUUUUUACAAUGAUGAAAACUUAACAUUCACUGAUGUUCUGUACUAUGGCAACGAAAGCACGCUUCUUAUCUUUGAUACGCUGUUCUUCUGUAUUGUAGACAUUGCUGCUGAAAAUUUUAUUUUAGCUGCUUUUCUAACUUACAUACAACAAAAGGUUAUUCAGUUCAUCCGUCUUGCAGUAGGCCGCAAGAACUUGGCCGCAAAAACACUGGUUGAUGAAAGAUUCCUCCUGUAA